This is a messenger RNA of Paraglomus occultum, 534 nucleotides long. NCBI's taxonomy places the organism in Eukaryota, Fungi, Glomeromycota, Glomeromycetes, Paraglomerales, Paraglomeraceae. The record is from the annotation of a GenBank genome assembly.
AUGACUUCUCCCGACAAGCAGACGAUGAACAAUCCCGUCAGCUCAAGUCAAAUUAAAGAGCUGUUUGGCGGCUUUUCCGUCCCAAACCUUUAUUUUCCAGACUCGUACGUUAGUCAACCUGAGCAACAAACAAGUUCAGAUCCAAAAGCUGAACUUCGGCAUGAUUAUAAUUCGGGAACGACCACUCUGAACCUGGACGGUGAAUACGUUACCUCGUUUCAAUUGAAUGAAUUUAAUACAAGUGGCAGCAGUAAUGGAUUUUUCUAUAUUAGAUGUCUCAUAAAUGAGGCUCUAAUACGAGACGGCAACGACCUCUACAAGGAUCAGGCUCGGGUUUCCAGGAUUGCCGGUGCAGCUUGGCAUUCUACAACCGACGCUAUCAGGCAAAUGUUUAACGAUUUUAACAGAAGUCUGUUCAACCCGACCCGCCCAGGCCGAAGCGACGGAAGCAGCGACAGCAACGACGGCAAAGACGAAGACCAGGGGGACAGGAACCUGAGUAAUGUGUAUCAAGAUUCAAGGACUAGAGGUUGA